Messenger RNA from Pseudo-nitzschia multistriata, 1725 nucleotides. Lineage: Eukaryota; Bacillariophyta; Bacillariophyceae; Bacillariales; Bacillariaceae. The record is from the annotation of a GenBank genome assembly.
UUUAUUUAAAGAAAGUUCAAUUAUUAUUUCACUCGUAGUAAGKUCGUACCGGUAGUUCGAGUAAGAGUAUGGAAAUGUGAGUUUUUCUUGUGAAGCUUCGAAAAUAAAGCGUGUCUCGCGCCCCUCUAAAUUAUGACCCCUGCAGUGCCGCAGUGCCCAUGGGUUCGUAUUUCCAUGUGUUAACACAAGUCUUCAAUUUACUCUAGAUACUUCUAAUCGACAAACAAUACGAAGAACUGUGCCUGGGAACGGACUCUACAAUGGGAGGUGACAACGAUAGCGUUAUUUCUUCCAGCAAGGCAAGAAGGAAGCGGCGCAACAAACAGCAACGACAUGAGCAGCGAUUUGCCAAUUACCUCGUCUUUGGUUUCACUUCCACCGUGUGCAUGGGCCUUUUUGCCCUGUGCUAUAUGAUCGUGCUGCUGAUCCUUUGGCCGCUUCUUCAGGCAUCCACGCCCACGGAAAUGCCCGACGAAACCCCUCGGGAUUACAUUCACCACAUGCAUAUGCCACCCUCUCUGAAGGAGAUCGCCAGUGUUCCCGUCAAGGACAAGAUCGGAGAAGUCACCUCCAAGCUGCGGAAAAACCUGGCUAAAUUUCGACAGGGACGGGGUGUUACCGAUGCGAACUUGUUGGACCAAGCCGUGAAAAAGUACGAAUCGAUUGUGAAAGAAAGACAAUCAGAAAAACAGAGAGAAUCGGCACGAGACACCGCAUCGAAGAACAAAAAUGCCGAGAACAGUGCGGUCGUAGCUGGAACGCAUCGCAACGGGUUCGUUGUGUUGGGAAUGCACAGAAGUGGGACCUCUAUGCUGGCCGGAUUGCUGCACAGGUCGGCUGGGUACACGGUGGGUGGCCCUCUCAUUGGAAGUGCGGCCGACAAUGAAAUGGGCUUUUUCGAACGCAUCGACGUCGUUUUGCAAAACGACGAAUUCAUGAACAACCAAAAUAUUUGGUGGGACGCAAACGUAGCCCAUUACGACUGGGAGAAAGCGCUAGAAGACAAGGAAAACGGAAGCAUUACAUUCAAAGAGGGUGCCCGUGGUUUGGCGUUCCUGAACGACCCUGGGAACGCACCAUGGCUGCAAAAAGAUCCACGCAUGUGCAUCACGCUCAAAACGUGGUUGAAACUCAUGAACAACGAGCCUGCUGUAAUGUUCACGUAUAGGCAUCCGGUCGAGGUUGCGAUGUCCAUCAACAAGAGAGACAACUCCAUAGCGGUGGACACUGGGUUGCGGUUAUGGAUUAUCUAUAACAUGAGAGCUAUUCAGAACUCGAGAGGGUUGUGCAUAGUAAGAUCUAGCAACGAUGCUAUCUUAGCAGAUCCAUUGACAGAAGUCCAACGUAUUUCAGACGAAUUGAACACAAAAUGUGGUGUCCCUGCACCAGCUAGGCGCAUCACACAAGAGGAGGUCGAAAAGUUCAUCAACCCGAAGUUACAACACAACAAGAAGAAGAAAAAGGCCAGCAAGAACGUUUUGGAAACGUACAAUGACGGAAAAUGUGUUGUUAAUGCCUGGGAAUCGAAACAUGAGGUGGGAAGCGAAGUGUAUGAGCGAGAGCUUCGUUUGUAUCGCCAAGCAAUGAAAGUAUAUUGUGACUUCCAAUCAGGAGUAGCGUACGAGGAGGAUUACACGUGGCCGGUGCUGAUUUGACAGUACUUUGAGCAUCAAACAUGCAUUACAAUAGUACGCUCCAUUUCUUUUAUUGUGAGAAAUGUGUAGA